AUGGGAGCGUUACUCCUUCGUCCUUCGAGGAGGGGGCCGGCAGGUGUGGUUGCAAGCUGGACUAGCAGCCCAGCGGGGCGAGACGGGGGAGUAGGAAUCGCUGGGGCCUGGUAUUUCCCCAGAGCCUCCUCUCAGGCCAGGGAGAUGCCACGGUGCCGGACUUUGGAAAGCCAGGAAGGGGCAAACUCCGAAGAGAAGGGGGACAGUUCCAUAGAAGAUCCAAAAGAAACCAUCGCGCUGGCUUUUGUGAGAGUGAACCCAGGGGCACAAAACAGACUUCAGAAUGCCCAGCAGCAAGGCAAGAAGAAGAGGAAGAAAAAGAGAUGAUUGGUGAUCAAUCUAUCCAGCUGCCGGUAUGAGAGUGUGCGCAGGGCCGCCCAACAGUACGGCCUUAGAGAGGGAGGGGAAAACGAUGACUGGACUCUCUAUUGGACAGAUUACUCAGUAUCACUGGAGCGGGUGAUGGAAAUGAAAAGUUACCAGAAGAUCAAUCACUUUCCCGGGAUGAGUGAAAUCUGCCGGAAGGACUUGCUGGCCAGGAAUAUGAGCCGCAUGUUAAAGAUGUUCCCUAAAGAUUUCCACUUUUUCCCUAGGACCUGGUGUCUUCCUGCUGACUGGGGAGAUUUGCAGACCUACAGCAGGUCAAGAAAAAAUAAGACAUACAUUUGUAAGCCGGAUUCGGGCUGCCAAGGGAAAGGUAUAUUCAUCACCCGGACAGUGAAAGAAAUAAAACCAGGGGAGGAUAUGAUCUGUCAGCUCUAUAUUUCAAAGCCCUUUAUCAUUGAUGGGUUUAAGUUUGACCUACGGAUUUAUGUACUGGUGACAUCCUGUGACCCUCUCAGGAUUUUUGUGUACAAUGAAGGACUGGCCCGCUUUGCGACGACCUCUUACUCCCGCCCUUGCACAGACAACCUGGAUGAUAUCUGCAUGCACCUGACUAAUUAUUCCAUUAAUAAGCACAGUUCAAAUUUCAGUCGAGACGCUCACUCUGGCAGUAAGAGGAAACUCUCCACCUUCAAUGCAUACAUGGAGGACCACAGCUACAAUGUGGAGCAGAUAUGGAGGGAUAUUGAGGACGUCAUCAUCAAGACCCUCAUCUCGGCGCACCCCAUCGUCAGGCAUAACUACCACACCUGCUUCCCCAGCCACACACUCAGCAGCGCCUGCUUUGAGGUCCUGGGCUUCGACAUUUUGUUGGACCGCAGACUCAAACCCUGGCUGCUGGAGGUCAACCACUCUCCAAGCUUCUCCACCGACUCUCGGUUGGAUAAAGAGGUGAAAGAUGGUCUGCUGUAUGACACUUUGGUCCUGAUCAACCUGGAAAGCUGUGACAAGAAGAAAGUCUUGGAGGAGGAGAGACAACGGGGGCAGUUCCUGCAGCAGUGUUGUUCUCGGGAGAUGAGGAUUGAGGAAGUCAAGGGUUUCCGGGCCAUGCAGUUAAAGAAAACUGAAACAUAUGAGAAGGAAAACUGUGGAGGGUUCCGACUGAUUUAUCCCAGUCUGAAUUCGGAGAAGUAUGAGAAGUUUUUCCAGGACAACAACUCCCUCUUCCAAAAUACUGUUGCUUCCAGGGCUCGGGAGGAGUAUGCCCGGCAGCUGAUCCAGGAGCUGAGACUAAAACGGGAGAAAAAGCCCUUCCAAAUGAAGAAGAAGGUAGAGAUGCAGGGGGAAUCGGCAGGCGAGCAAGUGAGAAAGAAGGGCGUGAGGGGCUGGCAACAGAAACAGCAGCAGAAAGACAAGGCUGCCACCCAAGCCUCCAAACAGUACAUCCAGCCAUUGACAUUAGUGUCCUACGCACCUGACUUGCUCUCGAGUGUCAGAGAUGAAAGGAAAAAUGAAACAGACAGCAGCUUCAAUGAGGAAGCCCCCAUGAAGGAGGCUGGCCCUGUUUCCGCCAAGCCGACGUCUGCGAGGCCCUCCAGUUCUGUACCAGACCUGAGGAAUAUCAGUCUCAGCAGCUCCGAGUUGGAGCCCAGUAAACCCAACUUCAGCGUAAAGGAGGCCAAGUCUGCCUCUGCAGUGAACGUUUUCGCUGGCACUGUGCACUUAACCUCGGUAGAAACCGCCCCAGAAUCCACCAUCCAAGUCUCAAUCUCCCCAAAGUCUCCACCAACCCUGGCCGUGACCACCAGCUCUGAGUACAGUGGCCCAGAGAUGGAUAGGGUGGUAUCCUUUAAAUGCAAGAAGCAGCAGACCCCUCCACAGUUAAUCCAGAAGGAAAUGUUAAAACCUCUUCUGCCCACAAAAUCCAAGAGCUUCUGGGGGAGUCCAAACACAAACUGGAAUUUGCUGAAGAGUGACAUGAAGAAGCCACAUUUGCUAUCCGAGCUACUGACCAAGCUUCAACUGAGGGGAAAGCUCUCCUUCUUCCCAGCUCACUACAACCCCAAGCUGGGAAUGAAUAGCCUGUCACAAAACGCCUCCCUGCCUGGGGAGUGCCACUCCUGCAGUGACAGCUCUGGUGAGAAGAGGCAGCUGGAUAUGCCCUCCCUCCUCUUGCAGGGUCCUCAGAGCUAUAAUGUUACUCUGAGGGACCUGCUGGUGAUUACCACUCCAGCCCGACUGGAUCCAAGGCCUUGCAGAAGCCACACAAAUGCUAUGAGGGACCCGUGUAUGCAGGAUCAAGAAGCAUACAGCCAUUGCCUGAUCUCUGGCCAAAAAGGAUGUUAGAGGAGCUAG
Messenger RNA from Cercocebus atys (sooty mangabey), 2679 nucleotides. It is a transcript of the gene TTLL6, whose product is annotated as tubulin tyrosine ligase-like family member 6. NCBI's taxonomy places the organism in Eukaryota, Metazoa, Chordata, Mammalia, Primates, Cercopithecidae. Gene Ontology annotation, cellular component: cilium. Gene Ontology annotation, biological process: microtubule cytoskeleton organization; protein polyglutamylation. Gene Ontology annotation, molecular function: tubulin-glutamic acid ligase activity; tubulin binding. The transcript has 15 exons. The record is from RefSeq and is a predicted model, not a curated record.